Chaetomium globosum CBS 148.51 is the source of this 2037-nucleotide messenger RNA. RefSeq lists its product as uncharacterized. Gene Ontology annotation, cellular component: cyclin-dependent protein kinase holoenzyme complex; nucleus. NCBI's taxonomy places the organism in Eukaryota, Fungi, Ascomycota, Sordariomycetes, Sordariales, Chaetomiaceae. Gene Ontology annotation, molecular function: protein kinase binding; cyclin-dependent protein serine/threonine kinase regulator activity. Bases 1 to 2037 code for a protein of 678 amino acids. The transcript is spliced from 2 exons. Gene Ontology annotation, biological process: regulation of cyclin-dependent protein serine/threonine kinase activity. The record is from RefSeq and is a predicted model, not a curated record.
AUGAUGUCCGCCGCCAUCGACGAACCAACCCCUUUCGCCCAACUCACCCGCAACAAUGCGCCCUAUAACCUGUCAUUAGCCACUUCGGCAUCUUCCUCCUCCUCCUCCUCCUUCUGGUCCGAUGUGUCUUCGCAGCACUCGGACGACUCGAUCUCGACCGCCCCGACAUCCUACUCCGACUCUUGCGAUUCAUUUUACUUCUCUCAACCUCUGGCCUCCUCGCAAACCUCAGUCAGCUCUCUCGGCAGCUCUUGCGAACCGGUCGUCAAGCUGCAUGACCCCUGGGUAAAACCCCAGCUCCAAUCUCAGAACGAAGCCGACCCUACCAAGCUCCGUCAGAACCCUCGGCGCACCGGCACCUCGGCGACUUCGCGCACCGGACGCCCGCCUUCUCUUGUGCGGCAGUCCGAUCGCAAGCUCAGCUUCGUCGAGAACCUCGUUGAUACAUCGACCCAUGUUGUGGAAGCGAUCUGGCCCACCUCGUCGGUGCCUCCGCGCCCUGACAGCGGAAACAAGGCAGUGCUGCCACUUCGCACCUUCAUCCAGGAGACGCUGCGCCGCUCGCGGACCAGCUAUUCCACCUUGCAGGUUGCUCUCUACUACCUGGUUUUGAUUAAGUCGCAUGUUCCGUCUUACGAUUUCACCACGGAGCAGCCCGACGACUGCCGCUCUAGCCAGGCGAUCCAAUGCGGGCGUCGCAUGUUCCUCGCAGCCCUCAUCCUCGCAUCCAAGUAUCUCCAGGAUCGCAAUUAUUCAGCUCGCGCAUGGAGUAAGAUCUCUGGCCUUGACACUCUGGAAAUUAACCAGAACGAGAUGGCUUUCCUCCUUGCCGUCAACUGGAAGCUCCACGUUACCGAGGAGACUUACAAGCGCUGGGCCGACUGCGUGUCCAAGUUCACGCCGACCCAGCCUCCUUCCCCCGGGGGGGCUGCCCAGCUGGUAUACGAGAGACAAUGCGAUGACUUCCGGCGCAUCAUCCUGAACGUAUCUCCAGAGCUCGACAACCUGGCUGAGCUGACCACUUGGUCGCCUGUUAUGACGCCCACUCAAGACCUCCCCCCGCGGUCCCUUUAUACGCCUCCCGCGGAACCUACUGUCGCAUUUGCUUCCGAUGGUGAGCUUCGCUCAGCCUCGAAGUUCCGUGGUAUCCCUACCAUCAUGGAGCCCGUUCCGUCGAUGGCGUAUGUGCCCGGCCGCUUGGUUCCGGCUCUCGGCCUCCUCCCCACACCGCGCUUGACCCCCCAGGCUAGCGGACUCGGUACUCCUGCAGCGAGUGCCGCGUCUUCUCUUCUCGGGAGAAGCUCGUCGAUGGGCUUUGCCAUGGCUCAAGUGUCCACUUCGGCACAGGCCACUGAUCGGUGGCCGCCCUCGGCAACGUCAUCCCCGAUGAGCUACGUGACUCGUCGUUCCUCGCUCGCCAACUCGGUCUCGACCGCAUCCUCGCCCGAGUCAAUGGUCUCGGAUUCGUCCAGGCUCUCACGCUCCUCCUCGAUCUCUUCGGCUUCCUCCGCCACCGCGCCGUCGUCCAAGUUGGACGUUCAGGCGCGAUACCGGUCUGCGAAGCUGUGCAGUGAGAGGGUGAGCUUGCGGCCAACCAUCGCAUCGGUCCCCGAGGACCACGAGGCUUUCAUGACAUCAUCACCCGAAUCCUAUGCUGUCCCAGCCGGAAAGGAGUUCAGCGAGAUGUCUUUGGAGACGCCUCUGGGCCGUCGGGAACGCGAGAUGGACGAUGCCGCACGCGCUCUUCAGGAGCUUCAGCGCUCUGGCGCUACCCGACCGACGAUGCCAGCGAGGGCUGGAUCCAAGCGGGGUAGGGCUAACUCGGUCCAUGACGACGUUCGCGAAAUGCUCGCCGGCCAGCAGAACGAUCUUUCCUGGCCCGAGUCCAUGGUUCGCGCACAGGUGCCCGUCCGACGAGGCAGUUACAAGCGUGUCUGUUGCUCGACCGAAGCUGCGCGGGCGCCCAGGUUCUCUGCACUUCACCCAGCCGUUGGAGGAUUUGGCGGCCCGGGGAUGUGGGAGGGGAUUCUCAAUUAA